CGUCCCCUUCCUUCGUUCCUGGCAAGCGUGGUGCGGCAGCCGUAGCUGAUCUCAACGUGCGACGUCGGAGUUGCGAACCGGAUCGAGGAAUGUCAUACUAGCUCGCUAGCGAAAGAAAGCUGCCUAUGUUGCCAGAACACUCAAGCGUCGCCGCGGAUGUGGUGAGCUAAGACCACAACGUUGAUAACUGACUUCGUUGUACCUUUGGGUGCCAGGCAUUGUGGUUGAGCGAGAGGAAAGACGCGCUUGCGGACCGUGGGGAAGUACAGGUUUACGAGCAUGCAUCGGUGUGCCUCGACGCCAUCGAGCAGGCUAUACCAAGGCAGCCGAGAGAGGUCACGGUUUACCUUUCGGCGACCAUUGCCUCCCUGCUUUUGGAGCUCGAGGAGUGGACGGGUGGGAGUGACACUCGUCUGCAAGGUCUGGCGCUUUUGGUGGGGCUCUUCUUGCGGCACGUCCCUCUGACAGCAACACCAUCUUUGGCUGCCACGGAAGGCUCGCUGUUUGAGGCAAUGGAGAAGGUCAGGAGCAAGCAAGAGGGAGCGAGGGAGAAAACUAUCCUGCUGGGAGUCCUCACGCGGCUGCUGGAGUGCCUCGCGGCUAUGUACGACGUGCUACACGCGCAUGGAAGUCACAAUCAGCCACGCGCGGGACCCCUGAAAACGCUGCUGUCGGUGCUUUUUGAGGCGGGUGAAGAAUCUCGAGUGGCUGCGUUGAAGUGCGUGGUCGCGCUCUGCCGCUUCGAGCAACAGUCUGGGCACGAGCUUGCAGGCUUCACGCCGCACCUGGGCAGUCUAGUCUUCAGUGACAGAACUCAGUCGGAUCCAGUGACGAAACGAACGGCAAUUCGGCUUCUCCGUUCGCUGCUCCCAUUCAUUCCUGUGAAGACCUUCCGAGAAGUAGUCGACGAUGUGAUCAUCCGCAUGGCGAAAGGGGUCGCCGGAGCUACCAGUGAGGCAGCAAACGGCCUGCGGCUUAUUACCGAAUAUCUAGCGCCGCAGGAGAGCGAUCCCAGCCCCUUCGCAUCAUCGCGCGUGGAAGCAGAUGAUCUCUUUUUCUUCGCAAACAGGCUAGCCGUGGAGCGAGAUUCUUUGAACCUCAAAGACAUCGGAAUAUCCUCUGCUUUCAUCGAAGUCAGCGGAAACGUGAUUGCAGCGAUGUGUGAGCAGGGUGCGCAGCAGAUCACGCAAGACAGAUCACGCCACGAUUUAUUGAUUCAAAUUGAUGAUCUGCCGCCUUGUGAAUCGGAUCAGGUCGGACGACGAAUGAUCUCUUGUAUGACUGGUGGUCCUUUUCAAAAAGGCGGCUUGAAGAAGGAGAGCCGUUGCUGACCUACACCAUCACAAAAGCCAUGGUACAUUUGCUAUUCCACUGAAGGCAUCAGAAUUUACUUCAUGUGUAACCCCAGGGAAAAGUGGUUAGCUGUGCAGUUGCACACGAUGUCGAGGACUUUCCUCGUCUUGUCAAGGAAUGCAGGUGAGGUGUAUUGCCUUAAUAUUCUGCCUUUUGAAUCUUCAAGCCCUCCCCUGAUGGUCUGGUCUUUCCACAGGUCUUUGUUAGAGUAUCGUUUGAAAGGUGUGUGGCCGUCGGUAUUCCCCGUGAUCACGGAACUCUUCACGGCAAUCGAGCAACGCGGGCUAGAGUUCCUGCUGCAGCAGUACAGCCAGAGGCAGGCAGCUAUGAUUGACAAGGAAGACGAUGAGCUGACCGACCAAGUCAUUGAGGAUUUCCGCUCUUUCUGCCGAUUGCGGCUCCAUCCGUGCCGUGGACUGCUAGAAGACUUGGCAAGCAUCAUGAAACGGGCAGUGGAGCCAUUGGACCAUUCAGCGACUCUUGCAACCUCGUCCCGGUAUUAAUCAGAAAUGUUUACGUUGACGGAUUGCGGACAAGUUUGUUUCGAAUUUUUCCGCAGCCGGGGUGUGGAAGAUGCCUUGGGCGCCGCAGCGGUCGCAUUUUCGGCAGCUCUACCAGAAGUUCUGAAGCUGCCCUUCUUCGAGCUACGUCUCGACAGCGUGCCCAUCACUGAUCCAGAAUUCUCCACCAAGGCAAACUCCUGGCUGUUGCCUGUUCUCAAGCGGGCGGUCAAGCGAACCUCGCUAGUUUAUUUCCAGAACGAACUCCUCCCAUUGGUUCGUUAGAAAAGAACAGGAGCCACGAACAAGAGAAACUUUUCCUCUUCUCCCAGGCUUGUCAACUCCAGCAGCAUGCUUCAAAGCUCCAGAAUGAACACAGUCAAGACAUCACAGCUGCGGCGUCUGCAAAGAAAUAUCAGCUGUUGGUGGGCAAAAGGGAUUGGUACCUUCAGCUGAAGUCUCCGUCUUUUUGUUUUUUCUCCCAGGCCGACCAGAUUUGGAGUUUGCUUCCCGCGUUCUUCACCGAACCAAUUGACCUGAGUGCCGUCUUCCCUGAUGCGCCUCAAUCGUCUCCUUUGGCGAACACGAUGCUGUCGUUUUUGGACACUCAGCCGUCGUUGCGCCAUUUAAUUUGCUCAGCACUCACGACGAUAUGCGAGCAGUCAAACCUAGAGCACGGCGCCUCCGGCACGGGCGGCGAGGCUGUUGUUCUUAAGACAAGCCAAAGCCUCAUCUGGCUUACGUCGAAGAGAAAUCACCGUUCCCUCCGGUGUUAUUCCGAGCGAUUCUUGCCUCUUCUGUUCACGACGCUGUUGAAGCAGGAGGCGGAAGUGGGAAGUCUGAAGGCUAUACAGGUGAAAACACUCUCGUACAUUUCCUCCAAAUGCUUUCAUGUGUACACAGGCCUUAGCGCACUUCUGUCCUGGCAAUGUACUCGAUUCCUACUUGAAGAACAUCUGCCGCAAGCUUCUGAAAGCGUCUUUGGCCGAGCCGGGAGGAGAUGGCCGUUCUCGAGAACCGCACAACGUCGUCGUCCUCGAGUCUGCGGGUGGAAUGGUGGCCCUUGCAGAGUUGGCGAAUGCUCUAGUCCCGGCUCUUCCUGCUGAGACACGUAGGUCACGGCACGGAGUUCAGCAGUCAGAAUGAGGGUCACUCGCCUUCUUGCUUCAGUACCCAUUCUUCUGCGAGUAAUGUGUCCUCUUCUCGUGAGCGAAGAGACGACAGUGGCCAAAGAAGGAGGAGGACGGAAAGGUUCGGUUCAGCUCAGUCGCCGUGCAUACAAAGCCGUACGGAGUGUGAUAGAGAGGGAAUUGAACGAAAGCCUCGACAAGAGUGCCUUCUUACCAAAGACACCUCUACACACAAUUGAGGGCUGCAAAAAGCUUUGGGAGGUAGGUCACGAGCUGUUGUCACACUUUCUUUCAUUUCGAAUUUGUUCGAACCUUCAAAUAUAAUAUCAGCAUUUGCAAAAGGCACGACAAGGAUGUGGCCCUGGCGCUCUAAAGGUAGUAGGACUGAUUGUCUCUUGGUCGUGUAUACCUUUUUUCUUCCUUUUUAAGUCUCGGCUGAGCUGCAUCAAGGUCUACUGUCGUCUGCUUUCGUUGCGACAAGGAUCUCAAGGAGUUUGGCGGUCACAUUUCCAUGAUGUCAGUGCAUGUCUCGUCCCUGAAACCCUGAUGUGUUGCAAAAGCACAAACCAGGUAGGAAAACACCUGUUUCGUUUGCUGACAAUGACGUACACUCACCUUCAUUCUCUCUUCUAAGGCUGUGCGGGCGGACGCAUUGGAGAUCCUUAGACUGCUAGCCGCGUCAUCUGGGGACGGUACUCUCACACGCCGUAGAAAUAAACUCUUGUCUUUCCUCAAGGCUUUUUCAACGUGACUUUGGCAGUGAGUGACAUCGUCGCGAUGAUUUCGGCCGGAUUGGCAAGCACCAGUUCACCGAUGAAAGCUGCAGCUGUACUCGCAUUGACGCAGCUCUUGCUCAGUCAUGGUAAAUGAAGCCUGCCACCGUCUCCUCGCAUCCGCUUCAUUUCCCUCUAGGUUUGGCGGAUACUGAACCAUUCCGGCGAGUCGUUCGAAUCGUGUUGCUUCUACUGGGGGAUGGCGACAAGUCGGUUUUUGAAGCAAGUUUGAGAUUCGCGAAGGUGAUUACGCAAGGUGUUAAGUUUUCUUGGGUGUGUCUCCCUUCCUUCUUUCUGUUAUUUCAGGCUUGUGUGAGGAUUUUGUCCCUGGAGGCCGUUACGGAAAACCUGCCUCUCAUACUAGAAAUGCUUAAUAACUCCCACGCAAUUCGAUGUACGCGCUAUAUGUGAUCUCAUCAUUUUGAUGCUUUUGCCGCCUUCUCCACAAAAUCAGACCGUAUUCUUCUUCACCGAGUUAUUGAGAAGAUGUUGAAGAGACUGGGUCCUGACUCGCUCGCAGCCGCUUUUCCUGCUGACAAAAAGGACCUCCUCUCGUAUUGCGAGAAAAGAAUGAGGCGAAGCAAACACGCUACGGCCCUGAAGCGUAAGAGGCGGGUCUUGGCGCACAUGCACGGAGGCGUUAGCGACGAAGCCGAGAGCGAUAGCGAAAGUGAAGAUAUCGGCCGACAAAAGGAUGCCGAUUUUCGUAUUGAAGAAGGCGUACCGAGUCUGCAGAACCUGCUUGACGACUUCGAAAUGGAAGACGGUCCGAGUCGCAAGGUCGGUGACGCAUUUCUGGUGUCGAGUCUUGUUUCAGUAUUUUGCUAUGGGUGUUGUCAGAGAUCCAGGGCAUCAGGAACCCUUCAGCUCCGGGAGGAGCUCGAUGACGAAACUAUCGACCUUUUCGCCACCAGCGGUACGAUCUUCAUGGCUGGUUCAUCAGUUUUGUAUGACUAGAUCGAUUCUUACCGCAGCAAAACAAGCCUCGAUCCGUCCAGAGUCUAGCAAGCAGCGGAAAACGGAAAAAAAGGUCUUAGAAGCCUUUGAGCCGCGCGGACAGAUUUUCGGAUCUUCCCGGGGACGUACGAUAUCCUCUAAAGAAACUGACGACCGGCAGCCAACGAAGAAGGGUCGAACAGGUCUGCAGAGCUACGCCUACAUGCGCAUUGGGAAGAAGUCGAGCCAAGGGCGCGGAGCAAAAAGAGUGAGUACCUUUCUCAGUUACACUCUCACAACGUGUGUCAUACUCGCAUGUGUCGUCUGCAGCACAUUGCCAAGACUCUCAGACUCUCUAGAAAAAAGGAAAGGAGACGCUGAAAGCACUUUAAUCCUGUACAAAGGAAAGGAGACGGAUGACAUUAUGAAAAGCGCGAUGGUCUGAAGUAGCACUAGCAAAAGC
This is a messenger RNA of Vitrella brassicaformis, 5155 nucleotides long. Lineage: Eukaryota; Vitrellaceae. The record is from the annotation of a GenBank genome assembly.